AUGCUAAGCUUUCAAUGCUCUCUUCACCUUCUUCAGCCUUCUACGGCGAAGAACAACCACUCGAAUUUUUGUUUACACAAUUUGGCGCCGUUUCGUGUCACCGGCACGAUCCAGGUACCGAGGAUCCAUCAGGCAUGUGGGAAUCGGUCUAGGAAGAGUGGGAAGCUGCGAGUAAAUGGUGUGGGUCGAGAAAUGGAAGAAGAUGUGGAAGAAUUUGGAGAAGAAGAUGAAGAGGGAGAAGAUGAGUUCGCGUCGAGGAAGAGAGGAGAUUACGGAGGGAAGCAAGCGGAUAUAAAUUACGAUAAAGACCCCGAGUUCGCUGAUAUCCUUGGAGAUUGUUUAGAUAACCCAGAGAAAGCUCAAAAGAAGAUGGAAGAGAGAUUGAGGAAGAAGAGGAACAAAAUUCUGCACACUAAGACUGGUUCAGCAACUUCUAUGCAGGUGACAUUCAACAAAUUUGAGUAUUCGAAUUCAUACAUGUGGUUGGAGUUUUACAACGCACCGCUGGACAAAGACAUAGCCUUGAUCUCUGAUACAAUCCGUUCCUGGCAUAUCCUUGGACGUCUUGGUGGAUACAACUCCAUGAAUAUGCAAUUAUCACAAGCGCCACUGGAUAAAAGGCCAAACUAUGAUGCUAUCCUUGGAGCUAAUAUCGAGCCUACAACAUUUUAUAACAUUGGGGAUCUUGAGGUCCAAGACAACAUAGCUCGCAUAUGGCUCGAUAUCGGGACCUCAGAGCCGUUGAUUCUUGAUGUUCUGAUAAACGCAUUGACACAAAUUAGCUCAGAUUAUGUCGGGAUCAAGAAAGUUGUAUUUGGUGGGUCUGAGUUUGAGAGCUGGAAGGAGAACUUAACAUCCGAGGAAUCUGGUUUUAGAGUCCACAAGAUUUAA
This is a messenger RNA of Thlaspi arvense, 891 nucleotides long. Lineage: Eukaryota; Viridiplantae; Streptophyta; Magnoliopsida; Brassicales; Brassicaceae. The record is from the annotation of a GenBank genome assembly.